Molecule: messenger RNA, 2381 nt
Organism: Clunio marinus
Lineage: Eukaryota; Metazoa; Arthropoda; Insecta; Diptera; Chironomidae
Source: the annotation of a GenBank genome assembly
AAUUUAUCUUUGAAGAAGUAGAGUUCGUAAUAAAAUUUAAUUUAAUUAUCCUUCAUCCAUAAAACAAAAAAAAAUGACAUCAACAAAGCUCAACGUCAACGAUCCCGAAUUCGUAGACAAAAUCAUUUACGAGGUGAAGAGUGAAGGUCAUUUUGAUACCUUUCGCAAAGAAUGUCUGGCUGAUGUUGAUACACAACCAGCUUAUCAGAAUUUACAUUCAAGAGUCGAAGAUUCAGUUCAAAAGUUUUUAAAUCGUCAAGUAUGGACUCCAGAAACAAAUAAAAACCGCUUACGCGAAGAUAUGAGAUAUAAUAUCAUUCGUGCUGGAUAUUUGGAAACUGGUGUCACACGAAUUGUGGAUCAAGUUGUUGCGCAGAAAAUGGAUUACAUCAAAUCUAAGGUUGAAGAAAUUCUUUAUCAAUACGUGGGAAUAGAUAAACCAAUAAAAAAAGAGAAAGAUUCAAAUGGGGCUCUUGAAGUCGAAACUGAUCUUCUGCCCACAGAUUUAGAGCAAGUAAGUCCAGACUCUGAUAAGAAAUCAGAUGAUAUUGACGAACAAGAGUCAAAAGAAGAAGAAAUUGAAGAGGAGAUUGUCGAAGAUGAAGAUUUUGAGUCACCUGCAUUCGAACCAAUUGAAGCAAUCAUAACAGAAAAAAACGAUUCGAAUCUUUCAGGAAUUUCGGGACUCACAUCACAAGAUUCAGCAGGUACAAAGAAUCAGGAAACAGAGAAUCAGGAUCAAUCACAAGAAAGAAGCAUUGAGCAAAUGACGGCAGAAUGUGAAGUCAGUAAAGAAAUUGAAGAACCGCACACUCCAAUACCGGGCGUUGAUGAUGAUGAAGAUAAAGCAGAAGAAGAAACUGCAACAAUUCCAACAGAAUCGAUUGGAAAGGAAGAAAUUAAAGUAAAAGAGGAGACAGAAAAAUCGCAAUUUGAUUUACAGAAGGAAAGUAUUGAAUUCACUGGGACGGAAAGAAAAUCAAUGAUUAUCGAAGAUGCCAAGGAAGAUUCAAAUAAUUCUGAUGAAAUUUUUGUUGCUAAAGAGAAGUCUCCCGAAAAAGCUUUGCAACCACAAGAUGUUCCUAGCAACACAAUGGAAAUCGAUAAUCUUUAUGAAAAUGACACAACAGAUUCAAGUGAAAUGCGGAUGGAAAUCGAUUUGAAAGAUGAUACGACACAAGAAACAGGAGGAUCAGCAUCAAAAGUUGAAGAAAGCUCUCAGGAUUCAACAGUUCCUAAAGAGACACAAACGACCGAAGAGAAGAGAGAAUCGCAUCAUCAUCACAAACGAAACAAAUCUAAAGAACGACAUAAAUCAUCUUCCCACUCACAUAAAUCAAGUAGACAUCAUCACAGCAGCUCUUCAAAAUCGCGUCAUGAUGACAAGCAUAAAAGUAAAAGCAGCAGUCAUAAAUCGAGUAGUAGCAGCAAUCAUAAGAAAAGUUCAAGUGAAAAAGAGAGAAGUUCAAGUAGUCGAAGAGAUGAUAGACACGACAAAGAUAAGAAGUCGUCAAAACAUCGCGAACAUAAAACAAUCGACGAUCAUCAUCAAGAAAAAACUUCUCGUCGAAGACGAUCCACUGACAAUGAUUCUAAUGAUGGAAAAGGUGGACAAGGAAAGUCAGGAAAUUCAGGUGAAAAUAUUUCACCAUCACAAUCGAAAACAGAAAGUAAUUCACAAUCAGCUGUUGAUCAAAGUGAAUCGAAUCAAGUAUCAAAUGACAACAAGCCAUUGAUUGUUGAUAAAAUGCUUAGUGAAAAUUGUGAGAUGUCUUUAGAACAGAAAACAUCUUCGAAGAAAGAACAAAAGUCUUCGAUUUUAGUUAAAUAUGAUUACUUGAAGCCAUCGUCAAUGAAAACUCUUUCGACUGAUGAAGAAAUUGACGAGGAUUGUCUUGGAUUUGUUCCUGAAAAUCUUCCUGAUAAUCAUUGGUUUGAAAGUUUUCGGUAUGAAGCAGCAAAAAAACCAGUGAAACGAUUGAAAAGCAACAAAAACAAUCAUGUCGAUCAAAAAAAAAUCGAAGAAGCUUUAAAUCUUAAAAUUCCGAAAAGAUUAAAGUCGAAGACAUUAGAUUCGCCAGAUUCAUCGGCUGGAUUAAUGAAUGGAAAUGAUGAAACAUCAGAAUCUCGCGCUCAAUUGAUUGCACAGCAACAACGUUAUCCAACUGAAGACCUUUAUAAACCAAGAUUUGAUUUCGGUAAUCGAAGUCGAAGGCGAGGCCAAGUUACCGAAGAAAAUUCAGAAGACUCAAAGGAAGAGAAGAAACCAGUUGAGAUCGUCCCAAGCUAGCUUAUAGAUAAACCAUUUUUCCAAUCAAAUCUUUUAUGAAAUUUUUUGGAUAGUUAAUAAAAAUAUUUCGGAUUUAUAACAAAACAAAAGA